This is a messenger RNA of Mugil cephalus (flathead mullet), 2768 nucleotides long. It is a transcript of the gene tnmd, whose product is annotated as tenomodulin. Gene Ontology annotation, biological process: negative regulation of angiogenesis; negative regulation of endothelial cell proliferation. Bases 112 to 1011 code for a protein of 299 amino acids. The transcript is spliced from 7 exons. The record is from RefSeq and is a predicted model, not a curated record. NCBI's taxonomy places the organism in Eukaryota, Metazoa, Chordata, Actinopteri, Mugiliformes, Mugilidae.
ACACUCCCAAAUUACGGCAAAGGAAUGAAGCUGAGGCUCUUUGCCUUGCAGAGCGUGAGUAUUUUCCCCCAGCUAAGCGGAUAGGAAAGAUUCCUCCUGUGGGCUUGCAUCAUGGAGGCUAGCAGUCAGUCCAGCAGUCAACAGAUUCUGUGGAAAGAUGUUGAGGCUGGAAAGGAGAAGAAAGCCAAGUACCACAUGUACCAGCGAGGGGCUCUGGUCCUGGCUCUGGUCUUCCUGGUUUUGGCUCUCUGUGUUUUCAGCCUGAGAUUUCUGUGGGGUCCCAGCCUGGGAAAGGUGUACGACCAUCAGUACAAAGCCGUAGUGGAUGGCGUAGAGACAGACAGCACGAUGGAGAUUGACCCCAGCCACCGCAUUGAGAUCUUCAGAAUGGGAAAUGGGAGUGAGGAGGUUCUUGAGGUGCACGACUUCAAAAAUGGAAUCACUGGGAUCCGGUUUGCUGAACAUCAGAGGUGCUACAUCAGGACUCAAACUAAGAAACUACCCACAGUGACAGAGGUGGAGACUGAGGACACAGAGUUGCUGCAGGUGGAUGAGGCCGAGGCCGUGGACAUGAAGGUUGAGGACUCCCAAGUGUGGGUUCCUGCAGAGGAGCCCAUCGUUAACCCGGACUUCCUCCUCAACUCCAAGAUCUGGGAGAUUUGCCAGCAGCUGCCCAUCCACUGGAUUCAUCCCUCCCCCCUGAGCGACGCUGAGCUUGAAAAUGUGGACGCGCCCGACGCGGAGGUCGUGGGUCAUCGCUUCGCCCGCGACGUCCUGGACCACGUUCCUGUAAACGACUACAGGGACGUUGGAAUCGAGCUGGAUAACCGUCUGGACGACCGGGGCUUCUGCUGCCAGCACUGUCGCCGUGGUUACCGCUUCUGCCGCCGCUACCACGAGCCCCUGGGUGGCUUCAACCCCUGGCCGUACUACUACCAAGGAGGCCGGGUCAUCUGUCAGAUUGUCAUGCCGUGCAACUGGUGGAUCGCUCGCAUGCUGGGCAGGAUCUGAGGCCGGCGUGCGCCGCCUGCGAUUUAGAGCGUGUUGAUGUAGGAAGUAGAUUCUCUUUUUGAAAAAUGUCCCGGACCGCUUGUGAGACCAAGGCAGUCUGUUGCACACGGUUAUUAGGUAGUUCUUCCAUUGAGCCCAAAAAACAGCAUUUGGAGCAAUUUGAUUGAAAACGAAAUUAAAUAGUAAUCCACAGGCAUCCAUUUUUUUUUACUUAACAGGUGCUCUACGAUUUUUGUAACGUAUGAAACAGUACAGUGCAAACACUAUUGCAACAAAUAAUAUAGUCUGAAGGUUGCUGUUAUAUUAAACAUUUAACUAGAUCAUCCAAGCACCUUAUUUGGAGCAUGGGGCUCUGCAAUAAACUCCACUUUUACAAAGCAUCUACAGUUUUUCUAUAUGUCAGAACGUUUCAGCUUUAUUACUGAGGUCACAGUUGGUGGUGGCGACGUGCUGGACUGCAUUAUAUUGUAUUCCUAACGUGGUGCCCAAGUCCCGCUGUGACCUCUGUAGCAAACAUAAAGCAGAAUGCUCACCUUUCUGACCAUGCCAACAAAAACUGAAAAUGUAUUAGAGUCGUAAAAGAGGAGUUUACAGCAGAGGCGUCGUAUCGGACGGCAUUAGAUUGGGCAGGUGUUCCCCAAUAAAGUGCUUGGUGAGUGUAUAUCUCUUUGUAGUUGUUGUUUUUUAUUUUUUUAACCUUUUUUUUUUCUUUUUAUUGCUCACAUAACUACGAGAUAAAAGCCCUUCCCAUACCCCGAGCUACAGAGGCCUCGAAGGACAAAGCUGAAGAGUGACAGCUCAGAUAUUAAGGGAUGAAUACUCCAAGUCCACAUAUGCACAAAUACUAAAAACACGCAGAGAUAGAAAUAAAAAAAAGAAAAAAAACUAAACUAAAGUGUUCUGGGAUGCUAAGGGGAGUGGCAGGCUUGAUUUGGAUUAGCUUCAACAUUACAGAGAGCAUGGUGCCAGCAAAUUGUGUCGCCAUGUGAAACUCGCAUAAAAAAAAAAGAAAAACAAGUGCACUUUGUCGCAUGGGCACAGUAAACAAACUUCUGUAGGUCAUUCAGCACUUGAUGGAUGUGCGCAAAUUAGGAAUUUAAAACAUGUGAGGUAGCAGAGAUCCCGAUUUAAAAAUUAAAGGAAAAGAUUAGACGAAAAGGAACUAUUCUUCUGAUGCCAACAAUUCGAUUGUAACACGCCGGUGCAGAAACAAAAGAAUCUGCUGCGAUUAAACCUUGAGAGUUUCCUGACUGGCUCGUUUUAUUUUAACAAUUCCUUCCUGCUUUUUUGUUUUUUUUCUUUUUUUUUUCUUUUAACAUGUUAAACUAAGUGUGUAUAAUUAAAGAUUCGCAGACCUCAGCCGUCUUUUGUGAUGCACUUGUGAUGCGUUAUCCUUCAUUGUUUUUGCCGUUGUUCCAAUCUCCAAAACGCUUUAAAUAGUGCCACUGUUCAAACUGCUCCUUCUUUGCUGAGGCGAUUUUAAUCUGCAACGCUGCGUCUCGGUGUGUCGAGCUGAAAUUACUCUCAUCUGCUGCUCACAGAUAAGCGAGGGAGAUAGGCAUUUGUAAUUGAUGUUCUGUCAUCACAAUAACAAGGUGCACAAAUGCCCAAGAGUAUUCCAGGUAUGUGAGACAUUCAGAAGUUAGGCGCAGAAACGGAGCGCUCAUGUUGUGAUAGUUUGCUCAGAAGUCUUCUGUAUGUUUCCAUUACUUUUCUUGUUUGUUUGUCUUUUCCAAUUAAAAAUUUCAUUCUAUGAA